CCGAUGGCGCAGAAGGAGCUCAGCGUUCAGCCAGCCCCAGAAGGACAUGGGGAGGAUGCGUUCCCACGGUGGGGAGUGCCGUCCCCGUCCCCAGGAGCUCUCUGCUUGCCAGCCCGAGCAGAGCUGCAAAGCAAAGCCGACAGCUCUCUCUGCUGGGGCACAAGUGGGCUGUGUUGGCCCUUGGCAGCUGGAAGCACCAAUGUGACAGAUGAUUGACCAGGGAGCUGCUAAAUGCUCUGUAGCAAAUUAAAAGGAAUCGAUGCUGAAGAGACCAAUGCACAAAUUGGUGGAGCCUGUUCAUUUUCCCCUGUGUUGAGGGGCUGGAAAUCAGAGUAGCACCCCAGCCCAAAGGUGCCCGUUCUCCAUCAUAUGAAGCCCAGGGUCAGCCUGUCCUAAGGGAGGAUGCUGACAAUUUGAGUCCGGAUUGGCAGGAGGCAAGGAAAAGGCAUCUUUAAGGUUUCCUUCCAAAUGAGUCCCUGAGGUUACUGCUGGCAGCUCCAGCAGUGUCCUGUAGAAGUGCCCUCCUGCUCCUGGUCCCAGCAGCUGAGACCCCUCCAAACCUGCUGCUGCAAUGGGUAAUGAGGAGCUGUGGGUCCAGUCAGUCUUGGAGAUGCCGAAGAGACGAGACAUCCUGGCUAUCGUGCUGAUAGUUCUGCCCUGGACACUACUAAUCACCGUCUGGCACCAGAGCACCAUUGCUCCACUGCUUGCAGUGCACAAGGAUGAUGGUGGUGAUUCCCGGCGUGAUCUUGCUGCAGGCUUGGACUCCAAGGAAUACUGCUUGUCGGACCGGGACAUUGUGGAGGUGGUGAGGACAGAAUACGUUUAUACCCGCCCACCCCCGUGGUCAGACACCCUUCCCACCAUCCACGUCAUUACACCCACCUACAGCCGGCCCGUACAGAAGGCAGAGCUGACGCGCCUGGCCAAUACUCUCCUGCACGUGCCAAACCUGCACUGGAUCCUGGUGGAGGACUCACAGCGGCGCACGCCUCUCAUCACCCGGCUGCUGCGGGACACGGGGCUUAACUACACUCACCUCAAUGUGGAGACACCCCGCAACUACAAGCUGCGGGGAGACAUGAGGGAUCCCCGCAUCCCCCGGGGGACCAUGCAGAGGAACCUUGCCCUGAGAUGGCUGAGAGAGACCUUUAACAAAAAUAACAGCCAGCCUGGGAUUAUUUACUUUGCCGAUGAUGAUAACACCUACAGCCUGGAGCUCUUUGAGGAGAUGCGCAGCACCAGAAAGGUGUCAGUGUGGCCAGUAGCCUUCGUCGGUGGCUUGCGCUAUGAGUCACCCAAAGUGAACGCUGCAGGGAAGGUCUAUGGCUGGAAAACUGUGUUCGACCCCCAUCGCCCCUUUGCUAUAGACAUGGCGGGGUUUGCUGUGAACCUCAGACUGAUUCUCCAGCGAUCUCAGGCUUACUUCAAACUGCGAGGAGUGAAGGGAGGCUACCAAGAGAGCAGCCUGCUCCGGGAACUAGUGACCUUGAAUGACCUUGAGCCGAAAGCUGCCAAUUGCACUAAGAUUUUAGUCUGGCAUACAAGGACAGAAAAGCCUGUGCUGGUGAAUGAGGGGAAGAAAGGAUUCACAGAUCCCAAUGUGGAAAUCUGACUGUGGCAAGGCUGAAUGGAGACCAACACCAGAUUUCUUCAUGCACAGCCUGCAAGGUUCCUCUCCACAGCAUACAACCAGCCAGGACCUCUGCUGACUUCCAAGAGUUUUAGCAUACUGAAAACAAGCAACACUGCAUACAUAAACUACCCGGAUUCCCCUGCCCUUCCUCCUGGACUCUGAGCAGAACCAGACGCUCUGGAGGUGGAGAAAAAGCACAGAAAAUACAGGACUGACAUCAGCUUCAGUAGAAGACCAGCUGCCUCGCGAGAUGCUCAGUUUGGGAGAAGUGCAUGCAGGGCACGAUGCACUGAAGACGUGGCCCAGCUGGAACGGUAGUCUAGACUGAGGGGGCUGUUUUACAGGACCUGAAAGCAAGGGUGAGAAUGCCCGCAGGAGUGUGUUGGCCCCUGGUGACUUGUUUUUCCUGAGACACAUGUACCUUGUGGCUAUGUGUGCAACAGCCUAAGCAGCUCUCUGUUCAUGGAGGGGACAGCUGCCUUCCGAGAUGGCACCUUAGCCCUUAAUUUUAGACCUACUUUAAUCAGUGUUUAUUACGCUGCACAAGACAAGAAGGUUUCGGGGAAGGGUGAAAAGCAAGGCAGGUUAGAACAAACCCAUUAAGUAUCUCUGUUCUCUUUGUAUUCCCUCUCCUUUCCCUUCAUUAGUUUCAUGGUUUGGAGGGCACUCUGACAUAUACCUCUAUGUUCAUAGAACCAUAGAAUAGUUUGGGUUGGAAGGGACCUUUAAAGGUCAUCUAGUCCACCCCCCCCCCCUGCAAUGAGCAGGGACAUCUUCAACUCGAUCAGGUUGCUCAGAGCCCCGUCCAACCUGACCUUGAAUGUUUCCAGGGAUGGGACAUCUACCACCUGGGCAACCUGUGCCAGUGUUCCACCACCCUCAUCAUAAAAAAUUCCUUCCUUGUAUCUAGUCUAAAUCUACCCUCUUUUAGUUUAAAACCAUUACCCCUUGUCCUAUUGCAACAGGCCCUGCUAAAAAGUUCUUAUAAGCCCCAUCUUUCUUAUAAGCCCCCUUUAAGUACUGAAAGGCUGCAAUAAGGUCUCCCUGGAGCCCUCUCAACCUUUCUUCAUAGGAGAGGUGUUCCAUCCCUCUGAUCACUUUUGUGGCCCUCCUUUGGACCUGCUCCAAUAGGCCCAUGUCUUUCCUGUGCUGAGGACCCCAGUGCUGGACGCAGUACUCCAGCUGGGGUCUCACCAGAGCAGUGCAGAGGGGCAGAAUCACCUCCCUUGACCCGCUGGCCGCGCUUCCUUUGAUGCAGCCCAGGAUACGGCUGAUUACCUGGGCUGUGAGCACACAUUGCCGGCUCACACCCAGCUUUUCAUCCACCAGUACCCCAAAGUCCUUCUCAGCAGGGCUGCUCUCAAUCCCUUCAUCCCCCAGCCUGUAUUGAUACCGGGGGGUGCCCUGACCCAGGUGCAGGACCUUGUACUUGGCCUUGUUGAACCUCAUGAGGUUCACACAGGCCCACUUCUUGAGCUUGUCCACGUCCCUCUGGAUGGUGUCCUGUCCCUCAGGUGUGUCAACCGCAUCACUGAGCUUGGUGUCAUCUGCAAACUUGCUGAGGGUGCACUGGAUCCCACUGUCUAUGUCACUGAUGAAGAUAUUAAACGGUACUCGUCCCAAUACGGACCCCUGAGGGACACCACUUGUCACCGAUCUCCAUCUGGACAUUGAGCCGUUGACCACUACCAGUUGACCACUGUUCCUGGAUGGAGUUAUGUUUACAGCAUGUGGUUCUACUCAUCCAUGCUAAAAUAAUUGGAAGUGAGUUUUAAUGAGAUUGUUGUGGCCAUACACUGUAAUACUUCAUCCAGGCUCAGAUCUUGGUUCUGUUUAGCUCUAAUUUGGUUCACAUGAGCAUUAGCUGUGGGAUUCUCUGAAGGGUGCUCCUACAUAGAGCUGAAUUUCCACUCUUAAAAAAUAAAAUUGACUGUUUAAAACUAGGGAUCGAAUGUUAAAAGCUGAUGGUAGUGCAUUUACCAUUCUACUGGAAUGUAUCCUUCAGCCCUAGCCCCUUUUUCAGGGCCAUGCCAUACUACUGCAGAGCUACUGGUGGAGCCAUGCUGGAGCACUUCGAGAGUUAACUUCUGAUGGAUAGAGCAGCACCCUUGUAAAGGGGAUCCUGUGCUUAGUGCUCUGUUUCUUCAGCACCCGGCUUGAGGUAGGUUGAAAAACUAUGUAGAACAUUAGUCACCUCUUACCUGUUCUGUAACAUCAAAGGACCUGAGAUAGCAUUGAUGAAAGGGUGUUCUCCGACGAAAUUGUAUUUUGCUUCUCAGUGAGACACAGGACUAAGCAAUGCAGAAGAGGAACUUGGGUGCUACUACCUUGGUUGACUCUGUAUUUGAGAUGAUUGACAAACUUGCUGAGGAAGAAAUUGAGGUACAACAAACAUACCACUUCUCCCCGCCUCCAGCCCCUUUAAAAAUCCCAAAACCUACAUCCCCCUUCAUAGUUGUUGUCAAACCUUUGAUCAACCCCCACUGUUCCAAUUCUUUCAAAAAGGUCUGAAGCACAAUUUUACCUUUGAAUUAAGGGAAAACGUAAGCCUGGAAAUGGACUUGGUUAUUUUUAGCCCUAACAUAUAGAACUAUUAAAAUGCUAUAGAUUGGAUUGUUAGCUUCACAGUGCGGAAGUCUCCCCUUGAACUAAUGACAUUGUGUACUUCCUAAUAUUUAAAAAAAAAAAAAAAAAUAUUUUUUUGUAAGUUAUUUUCUCCCACUGUGUAUCAAAACCAUUGGGGAAAAGUUGCAUUCUUUAGUUCCCAGUCACAGAAGCCUUGCUACGUAGCCUUUACAAAAAGUUCCUUUAGAUGCAUUGGCUGAAGCGCUACUUGGAUAGAAAGCAUUUGAUGCUACUGGCUGCUGGCUGCUCUAUGGGAACGGGUAUUGUUAUCUUGUAUUAAAACAGUAGCUCUCUGCACUCAAGCAGAUUUAUUCUAUUAUUGUACUAGCUUUCCAAGUUCACUUCAGCUUACAAACCCUAGAGUGGAAAGAGACAUUUUUAAAGGACUACAAAGUUUUCAUACCAUUUAAAUAGUUUCCAACUGAUGUCCUCUCCUAGCUGCAUGUUUUGUUUCACUAAUCUUAAUUCCAGUCCCUACUGGGUUACAACCUUCCCUCCUUGGAAGGAAAUAACUUUCAGAAAAAUGCAGAGGAUUGAGUCCUGAACACAACCCUGCAUACAUGCUCCACUCUCCUUGAAGCUGGUCACACGAGCCUGGGCCCUUCCAACUUGCACAGGGGCUACCAUGGUCCUUGGGAGCAGAGAUACGUAUGUUCAGUAAGACCAGCUCUGGCCAGGAUGGACAGCUGCACUGCCUGUUCUCAGUUUUAAACAAAAUGUAUUUAAAUUUGUUAAAUAAAAUUAUGGUUUCUAAGAGCCAGAA
Messenger RNA from Harpia harpyja (harpy eagle), 5024 nucleotides. It is a transcript of the gene B3GAT1, whose product is annotated as beta-1,3-glucuronyltransferase 1. Gene Ontology annotation, biological process: carbohydrate metabolic process; chondroitin sulfate proteoglycan biosynthetic process. The record is from RefSeq and is a predicted model, not a curated record. NCBI's taxonomy places the organism in Eukaryota, Metazoa, Chordata, Aves, Accipitriformes, Accipitridae. The transcript is spliced from 7 exons. Gene Ontology annotation, cellular component: Golgi membrane. Bases 572 to 1615 code for a protein of 347 amino acids. Gene Ontology annotation, molecular function: galactosylgalactosylxylosylprotein 3-beta-glucuronosyltransferase activity.